UUGGAAGUAUAAGAGCAUAGCCUCCCAAUAAGCCCACCCCUCUCUUUCUCCCCCUUCUCCUUCAAGGAGAAAAAUCCCAGCUUAGCCCCACCAUCGCCGAUGGAGCCACCACUUCCACCACCACCCUCCGCCGUUGCCAACGCUCACAUCGGUUACCCUGACUCUGUCGACUCCUCUCCCCGUUCCCGCAACGCAGACAGCUGGGAUGAGCCUCUCCCACCGGUUCCCGGUGCUAAACUGCGCCUCAUGUGCAGCUACGGCGGUCACAUCGUUCCACGCCCUCACGACAAGUCUCUUUGCUACCUCGGUGGAGAUACCCGUAUCGUCGUCGUGGACCGCCACUCUUCUCUCUCCGACCUCUCCGCUCGCCUCUCUCGCAGCCUCCUCAAUGGCCGCUCCUUCACCCUCAAGUACCAGCUCCCCAACGAGGACCUCGACUCCCUCAUCUCCGUCACUACCGAUGAAGAUCUCGAGAAUAUGAUCGAAGAGUACGAUCGCACUUCAGCUUCGUCCCUGAAGCCCUCUCGCCUGCGGUUGUUUCUUUUCCCUUCGAAGCCCGAUUCGGCUUCAUCGAUCGGGUCUCUGCUCGAUGACUCUAAGUCGGAGAACUGGUUCGUCGAAGCCCUAAAUGGUGCUGGGAUUCUUCCGAGAGGACUUUCAUCCGAUUCUACUUCGGUUAAUUGCUUGCUCGGUUUGGAUGGUGUUCAUGCCGAUUCUUCUGUUGAUGUGGAGGCUCAAAUAGAAGCUUUGGGUGGUAACAAACAGGUUAAACCUGGGCAAGAUGUUCAAUCCGUGCCCGAUUCGCCGAUGUUAGAGACGAAUUCGUCUUUUGGGUCGACGUCCUCUUCUCCUUCUGUGUCAAAUUUGCCUCCAAUUCGGGUUCAUGUGGAGGAUGGUGGGGCUCAGUUCCAGGACCAGAAGGUUGGAUUAGAGGAUCAUUUCUCACAAAUGACCAUCAAUAUGCAGAAGCAAGAUGAGGGCUUUGCUGCUUUGUCGUCUCCCCCUCCUCCUCUUCCAACGACUAUUACUGCUACAACAAUUCCAUCAGCUGUCUCCAAUAAUUCUACAGUUGCUGCUGGCGAAUACCAGAAUCGGGUUGUCUCCGACGACGAGAGAUCAGAUCAUGGAACUCCCGGUGGCUUCCGAAGACCAACACAGCCUCCAACGCCGACGCAGUUGCAACAGAAAACCAAUGGUGGUGUUGAUUUGCCUUCCCCGGAUUCAGUUGCAAGAGACAACUAUAUUGCGAAUGCCAUGUCUCGCCCGAAACCUGUGUUCUAUCAAGAACCACCUGUUCAAUCCAGAGACAACAGGAUUUCACCCAACCCUCCUGUUGAUCCAAAGAGUAACUUCUCUGAUCCAAGCUAUCGGAUCCAAAUGCAACAAGUUCAGGAUUCUGGGUAUGCAUUGCCUUCACAAUUGGAUCAACAUCAACAGCAGCAACAGCAACAGUCACAACAACAACAAUUCAUUCAUGCCGGAACCCAUUACAUCCACCAUCCUGCCACAGGGCCGGUACCAAUUUCAUCUUUCUACCCAAUGUAUCCUCCACCACACCCUCAACAGCACCACCAGCAGCUCGAUCAGCACUACCCAAUGUACUUCUUGCCCGUGCGGCAGACCCAACAUUACGGCCUGCCUGUGCAAUCAAAUUUGGCCGAUUCUCCCGCCAUUCCUGCAAGUCGCCCCCCGCCCCCUCCGAGUCCUGCUAUUAUCCCCACCCCUGCAGCAUACAAAGAACCAGCUGCACCUGUGUAUCCUACCAGACCUGUUCCUCCCCUUAAACCCGAAUUGGCCGCAAGCAUGUACAGAACAGCGGCCGCACCAGCCCCACCACCUCUUAUUCACAUACCCUCAGAUCAACAUCAACAACAAUACGUGGGUUACCAUCAGAUGCAUCACCCGUCUCAGUCCAUCGCCGUUGCCGCUGCCGGUACCGGCAAUUACGCAUACGAAUUCGCCGAUCCUGCACAUGCCCAGAUAUACUACACUCAGCCAACGGGUGCUACAUUGCCUCCUCAAUAUCAAACCAUAACUUCGGCCACUGGAGUAGUGGUUUCAGAAUCUUCGGCGCAGUUGCCCACUGAGAGCUCUAAGCAGCAGCAGAUAAGGACCUCGCAACCACUAUAAGACGACAUUCGGAAAGGGGGGUAGGGGAUAAAAAACAAUUUUGGUGGUGGGUUCGGUAAAUUUUAGGUUGUAUGUUCUUUGUAAGUGUCUGGUUAUUGGUAUCGAUGGUGUCGUCUCCCUCUGAUAGAAAAUAAUGAUCUGGGGCUUCCUUCUUUUUCUUUCUACUGUGUUAUUUUGUUGAUGGUAUAGUUAAAGAAAACAAGUUCUACUCAAAAUUGUUGUGUUUGGUCUGUCUCUGUAUCAGUCAUUGAAAUAAAUAUAUAAUACAGAAAGCUUUGGAUUAGGGUACUUUUUCAUGGCA
Molecule: messenger RNA, 2431 nt
Organism: Nelumbo nucifera (sacred lotus)
Lineage: Eukaryota; Viridiplantae; Streptophyta; Magnoliopsida; Proteales; Nelumbonaceae
Molecular function (GO): protein binding
Source: RefSeq, a predicted model, not a curated record